Messenger RNA from Cicer arietinum (chickpea), 638 nucleotides. RefSeq lists its product as uncharacterized. NCBI's taxonomy places the organism in Eukaryota, Viridiplantae, Streptophyta, Magnoliopsida, Fabales, Fabaceae. The record is from RefSeq and is a predicted model, not a curated record.
AUAUAAAAAGAGUAGUUAUCUCAUAGAACAAUUUCAUGUGUAGAAAUUAAAUUCCAUGGAAGAGCAAAGCAAAGAGAUUAGAAAGACAAGUUUAAGGAAGCGUUUGAUGGGAACUAUGAAGAAAGUGAAGAAGGAAAUUUGGCCUUUGAGAUUCACUGCGUUUAAGUGGAAACGACUUGAUAAUCUUCAAACGACAUUUAUGGAUACUGUCGUUUAUAGGUUACUCUCUGUUGCUGAGGCUGUUGUUCUUGUCUCAACCGUUUGCUUUUUCUACCUCUUUUGUGGUUGCCACUUCUGACAAGAUUUCUAGUUUAAUUAGUUUUCUCUUCUCAUAUUUAUUUUAAUGACUUAAUUCAUUUUUCACAAAUUUAAUGUAUUUUAUUUUUGCUUUUUAUAUUAUAGACUUCAUAUUUUGCUUAAUUAGCUAGUUUGGUGUGUUUUAAUGUUUCUGUUUGGACUAGAAAAGCAUAAAUUAAUAAUGAAUUAUGAGUAACAAAUUUUCCAAUGUCGUCAUCUCCAACUGUAUUAGAAUUUAGAGAUAUAAGGUUCUACCAUGUUCCAUAAAAAUGUCAUAAGAAUUGUUUCUUUCUUUUUUCUAUUUAUAAAUUGGAAAUAAAGACCGUAAUCUUUGUAUUGUA